Messenger RNA from Belonocnema kinseyi, 2855 nucleotides. RefSeq names its product phytanoyl-CoA dioxygenase domain-containing protein 1 homolog (gene Phyhd1). The transcript is spliced from 5 exons. The record is from RefSeq and is a predicted model, not a curated record. Bases 309 to 1157 code for a protein of 282 amino acids. NCBI's taxonomy places the organism in Eukaryota, Metazoa, Arthropoda, Insecta, Hymenoptera, Cynipidae.
UCCUCUUUUGAUCUGGCCUGGCUGGCGCUUGCUUCGUUAAACCAAGACACCAAGUGUCCGACUAACUGCCUGCGGCUAGAGUCAGAAACACCAGUUCUUCAACGAUCCCCAGAAUCGUCAUUAAAUGCGUGCCAUCACCAACUAACGCACUUACUUAUUCUCACUUUGUUCACUUAUUGUAACUUAAUUUCGCUUCGGGAAUAUCCGGAUUUGUUCGAAUUUCGUCGUCUCCAUCACCGUCAUCGUCAUCUUCGUCAUCGUCUAUACUUGUCUUUCUCACUGUCAAAAAGACUUUUCAACUCGCUGACAUGAAGGACAUUUACAAACAGUUUCAAAAAGAUGGAUAUGUUGUUCUUGAAGAUUUUCUUAAGCCUGAAGAAGUAGAGGAACUCAAAUCAUGCGGAGAAGAAUUCACAACGAAUCUUCCUCCGGAAAAAGAUCGAAAAGUUUUCAAUACUUUAGGACUGCAGCAGAACAAAGAUCGCUAUUUCCUCGAGAGCGGAGAUAAGGUCAGCUACUUCUUUGAAAAUGAGGCCCUAGAGGAAGAUGGAAAGUUGAAAGUUCAUCCCAGAGUGUCUCUGAAUAAAGUAGCACAUGCUCUUCAUUGGUUGCAUCCAAAGUUCAAAAAAUACACUUUCGACGAAAGAGUGAAAGAAAUCGCUUUUCAAUUAGAAUUUCAAGAACCAGCAGUUUGCCAAUCAAUGUACAUUUACAAGAAUCCAGGAAUAGGCUCAAAAGUGGUCGCUCACCAGGAUGCAACAUACCUCCACACAGAUCCCGUGAACCUAGUGGGUUUUUGGAUUGCACUCGACGAUGCCACCCUGGAAAACGGAUGUCUCUGGAUUGCCCCAGGAUCCCAUCAAAGUGGAGUUCACAGACGUUUCGUCAGAAACAAGGAUCCGAAAUCCGAAGAACUUUUAGUUUUUGACUCUCCGGAGCCUUCUUACUCCCUGAGUAAUUUUAGACCAGUUCCGGUUCGAAAAGGAACUUGCAUUUUAAUCCACGGCCUCGUUGUUCAUUUAUCAAAUCACAAUAAAAGCGAGGCUUCGAGACACGCUUACACCUUCCACGUGAUCGAAACGAAACACGUGAAUUAUUCCAAAGAUAACUGGUUGAUGCCUCCCAAAGAAGGAUUUCCUCUACUCUACAGGAAUUAGGAUUUCCUCUACUCUACAGGAAUUAAGAUUUCCUCUUCUCUACGGAAUUUAGGAUUUCCUCUAAUCUAGAGGAAUUAGGAUUUCGUCUCCUCUUCGAGAACUAGGAUUUCCUCUUCUCCUAUACAAGAAUUAGGAUUUUCUCUCCUAUAUAGGAAUUAGGAUUUCCUCUACUCUAGAGAAAUUAGGAUUUCCUCUUCUCUACGGGAUUCAGGAUUUCCUUUUUCUCUACAGGAAUUAGGAUUCCCUCUACUCUAGAGGAAUUAAAUUUUCCUCUUCUCUACAGGAAUUAGGAUUUCCUCUCCUCUAGAGGAGUUAGGUUCUCCUCUACAGUGUAUUUUUUCACUAAAGUGUAGAGGAAACCCUAAUUCCUCUAGAGUAGAGGAAAUCCUAAUUCCGUUAGAGGAAAGGAAAUCCUAAUUCCUGGAGAGGAGGGGAAAUCCUAAAUCCCGUAGAAUUGGGAUUUCCUCUACACUACAGGAAUUAGGAUUUUUCUCUAUUAUACAGGAAUUACGAUUUCCUCUCCUACACAGGAAUUAGGAUUUCCUCUCCUCUACAGAAAUUAGGGUUUCUUCUACUCUAGAGAAAUUAGGAUUUCCUCUCCUCUACAGAAAUUAGGGUUUCUUCUACUCUAGAGAAAUUAGGAUUUCCUCUUCUCUACUUGAUUCAGGAUUUCCUUUUCUCUACAGGAAUUAGGAUUUCUUCUGCUCUAGAGGAAUUAGGUUCUCCUCUACAGUGUAUAUUUUCACAUAAGUGUAGAGGAAACCCUAAUUCCUCUAGAGUAGAGGAAAUCCUAAUUCAUGUAGAGAAAAGAAAAUCCUCAUUCCGUUAUAGGAAAUCCUAAUUCCUGUAGAGAAGGGGAAAUCAUAAUUCCUUUAGUGUAGGCUCUACACUACAGGAGUUAGGAUUUCCUCUACACUACAGAAAUUAGGAUUUCCUCUAAUAUACAGGAAUUAGGAUUUCGUCUCCUCUACAUGAAUUAGGAUUUCCUCUACUCAGGAGGAAUUAGGGUCUCCUCUACAGUGUAUUCUUUCACUAAAGUGUAGAGGAACCCCUAAUUCCUGUAAAGAAGAGGAAAUCCUAAUUCCGUUGGAGGAAAGGAAAUCCUAAUUAAUGUAGAGUAAAGGAAAUUAUCAUUCCUGUAGAUGAAAGGAAAUCCCUAAUUCCUCUAUUAUAUAGAAAUUAGGUUUUCUCUCUUACAUAGGAAUUAGGAUUUCCUUUUCUCUACAGGAAUUAUGAUUUCCUCUACUCUAGCGGAAUUAGGUUUUCCUUUACAGUGUAGUUUUCCCCUAAGAUGUAGAGAAAACCCUUAUUCCUCUAGAGAAGAAGAAACCCUAAUUUCUCUAGAGCAGAGGAAACCCUAAUUCUUCUAGAGUAGAGGAAAUCCUAAUUCCUGUAGUGUAGAAUCUACAAUAAAGGAAUUAUGAUUAUCUCUUCUCUCCUCUACGGGAUUUAGGAUUUCCUCUACUCUAGAAGAAUUAGGGUUCCCCCUGCUCUAGAGGAAUUAGGAUUUCGCCGAGGAUUUCUGUCUCGGUGACUUCGAAACAAAUCCGACUGAUAUUCAUACGAGACUAAUCUUCCGGCUGUGUAAAUUCAAAGCUUAUUUUAUAAUCUUUAUGUAAAAACGAAACAAUGUAUUUCUCCUAGUUGUACAAAUCUUUUUUAAUAAUAAAUCUCUCUUAAAUAGUUGAAUUUUUAACC